AUGUGUUUGUUACAGGUAUGGAAUCUUGCUAACUGCAAGCUGAAGACCAACCACAUUGGCCACACUGGAUACCUGAACACAGUGACAGUGUCUCCUGAUGGAUCUCUGUGUGCCUCUGGUGGAAAGGAUGGGCAAGCCAUGCUGUGGGACCUGAACGAGGGCAAGCACCUUUACACCCUGGAUGGUGGUGACCCCAUCAACGCCCUUUGCUUCAGCCCCAACCGCUACUGGCUGUGUGCCGCCACUGGACCUAGCAUCAAGAUCUGGGAUCUGGAGGGCAAGAUCAUUGUUGAUGAGCUGAGGCAGGACAUCAUCACCACCAACAGCAAGGCUGAGCCGCCUCAGUGCACUUCUCUGGCCUGGUCUGCUGAUGGACAGACUCUCUUUGCUGGCUACACUGACAACCUGAUCAGAGUGUGGCAGGUGACCAUUGGAACCAGAUAGACGCCUUUUUCUAAUGUCUAAAUAAAAAAAGUAUUUUAAAAAGAA
Messenger RNA from Sinocyclocheilus grahami, 489 nucleotides. Its product is annotated as guanine nucleotide-binding protein subunit beta-2-like 1. Gene Ontology annotation, molecular function: translation regulator activity; ribosome binding; protein binding. The transcript is spliced from 4 exons. The coding region runs from base 1 to 444 and encodes 147 amino acids. The record is from RefSeq and is a predicted model, not a curated record. NCBI's taxonomy places the organism in Eukaryota, Metazoa, Chordata, Actinopteri, Cypriniformes, Cyprinidae.